Molecule: messenger RNA, 1875 nt
Organism: Penicillium psychrosexuale
Lineage: Eukaryota; Fungi; Ascomycota; Eurotiomycetes; Eurotiales; Aspergillaceae
Product: putative chromatin assembly factor 1 subunit A
Exons: 4
Coding region: 1-1875 (624 amino acids)
Biological process (GO): nucleosome assembly
Cellular component (GO): CAF-1 complex; nucleus
Source: RefSeq, a predicted model, not a curated record
AUGGUACCCAAGACAUCUCUAUCGCCGAUGCAGUCGGUCCGGUCCUUUCCCGCACCACCUUCACCUUCAUCCGGUCCCCGAAAACGCUCAAUUCACGAGGUUGAUGAUGCCGAUAUGCCCUCGCCAAAUGCGAAGCGACCAUUGACUGAUUUCGACGGCGGAAAUCAAGAAAAUCGCGAUCCAUCUCUUGCCUCCCAGCCUGCCAACACUACUCCCCCGCAAGUUCAGAUCAAGCAUGGUGCUGGGGAAUCAACAUCCCCAGACACCAAUACUGCUUCUAAUCCUGAGCUUGAUACCCUGGCCUCUAAGAAACGCAAGGUAGUAUCUGCUGGCACAGAUUCCAAGCAACAAGAAAAGGAAGCCAAAGAGCGCCAGAAGGCCGAGGAGAAGGCGAAAAGGGAGGAAGAGAAGGCGAAGAAAGAAGAGGAGAAAGCCAAGAGAGAAGAAGAGAGGCGCCUGAAGGCAGAGGAGAAAAAGAAGCGCGACGCUGAGCGUGAUGAAGAGAAACGACACAGAGAGGAAGAAAAGCGCAAGAAAGAUGCCCAACGUGAAGAGGAGCGCAAGCAGCGCGACGAAAAGAAGAAAGCAAAAGAAGAUGAAAGGGCUGCCAGGGAAGCAGAGAAACGUAAAAAGGACGAGGAGAAGGAGAAGAAGACCCGAUCACAAAUGAAACUAAACUCUUUCUUUACCAAACCAUCGGUACCUUCGACCUCCUCAGGACAUGUAUUCACGGCUCCUUCGCCUAAGAAGGCAUCUACUACUGUCGAUUCCUCUUGCGAAACUCGUGGCGCGCAGUCUGACUAUGAGCGAGAGUUUCCUGCUUUCUUUCUACAAUCGCAUACAGUUGUGGCACCCCCUCAUCGGUUCGAGCGUGACACCGAAGCCCUCAAUCACGUACACGAAACGAUCGAUUCAUGUCUACGCAACGAAAUCCACACCCAAACACAUCCAUUCCGUCCCACGGAAGUCUUCCAGAUAAUUCCUUUCCGUCGCGGGCGUCAGCCAACGAUCUCUGUCAGAGACAUACUAUUACAGCUACAAAGGUCUGACGAAACUCAGCCUACUCAAAAUCAGAGCAUAAUGCCAUCUCCAAGGCCACAAGAACUUCUACGCAAGGUCACGAUGAAGUCUCUCAAGUUUGGCGAGGACAUCCGCCCUCCCUAUCAAGGAACUUAUACCCGUCGCGUGUCCGAGUUAUCCGCGAGAAGACUUGCCCGAAAUCCUUAUCAUCGAGGGCUACCGGAUACCGAUUAUGAUUAUGAUUCCGAGGCGGAAUGGGAAGAACCCGAAGAGGGUGAAGAGCUGGACUCUGAAGAAGAAGAUGAAGGCAGUGAAGAGGGCGAAGAUGAUCUUGAAGGCUUCCUAGAUGACGAGGAUGAUGCCCUUGCCGAAGGCAAACGUCGUCUUAUUGUUGGUGAUCUAGAGCCUGUCUCUACUGGAAUCAAGUGGGCUGCCAAUGGGGUCGAGCCUGAAAUGAAAGCCUAUCGGAUGGAGACUAUAUCCGAUGGGGUCAAGUUCCCCAUCGACCCUUUCUCGACUGCAUAUUGGGAAAGAGCUAAGCCCGUGGAUCAAGUACUUGGGAAAGCGCGACCCGCGACAGCCCUAGACGGCUUCCUUGUUCCUGCAGUCCCUGGGGCCGUGGCGACAGGCAGUGCUUUACCUCCCACAUCGAAAGCGAAACGGCCAUUCCCGCCAGACCAACUUGCAGAGUUCAAGGAAGCUGUUGAAGGCAGCGAUCUCAGUAAGAUUGGAUUGGUCGAGAUUUUGAAGAAACGAUUCCCCAAGGUGUCCAAAGAUACACUUAAAGCUACCCUGGACCAGGUUGCUGCUCGUGUCGGACAAAAAGAAGUGGACAAGAAAUGGGUUUGUCGGUGA